Tyto alba (common barn owl) is the source of this 5172-nucleotide messenger RNA. RefSeq names its product cysteinyl-tRNA synthetase 1 (gene CARS1). Gene Ontology annotation, biological process: cysteinyl-tRNA aminoacylation. The transcript has 23 exons. Gene Ontology annotation, cellular component: cytoplasm. The coding region runs from base 57 to 2549 and encodes 830 amino acids. Gene Ontology annotation, molecular function: cysteine-tRNA ligase activity; ATP binding. NCBI's taxonomy places the organism in Eukaryota, Metazoa, Chordata, Aves, Strigiformes, Tytonidae. The record is from RefSeq and is a predicted model, not a curated record.
GACGCUUCCGGGCACGCUGUUGCAUCAGCUCGCGAGCGCGGGGAGGAGGCAGCAGGAUGGCAGCGGCCACCGCCGAGCAGGCUUCCAGCUACAGUUUUAUUCUGAGCAUUAGUGAAGAGGAAGCCAGGGUGAAGGCUUUGAACGAGUACCUGAGCACUCGUAGUUAUAUCCAGGGGUUCACAUUUUCACAUGCAGAUGUGGAGGUAUUCAGAAAGUUUUCGGGGCCACCUGUGGACCAGUAUAUCCAUGUUGUCCGGUGGUACAGACACAUAGAAGCAAUCUAUGAUGGCAGCAGUGACAAAAAUGAGCCUUGUAAACUUCAAACAAGUAAAGGCAAGCGUGUGCAGCCCCCCUGGUCUCCUCCUGAAGGGACAAAACAUUCUAGGCUCUGCCUCUACAACAGCCUGACUCGAAAUAAGGAAAUAUUUCAGCCUCAGAAUGGAAAAAAGGUCUUGUGGUAUUGCUGUGGUCCAACGGUUUAUGAUGCUUCUCACAUGGGACAUGCCAGGUCGUACAUCUCAUUUGAUAUCCUGAGAAGAAUCUUGAGGGAUUAUUUUAAAUACGACAUUUUCUAUUGUAUGAAUAUUACAGAUAUUGAUGAUAAGAUCAUCAAGAGGGCAAGACAAAAUUACCUCUUUGAACGGUAUAGGGAGAACAAAUUGGCACCAGAUCAGCUACUUAAAGAUGUUAAAACUGCCUCAGAGCUCUUUUCAGUUAAAUUAAAUGAGACAACAGACCCAGAUAAAAGGCAAAUGUUGGAAAGAAUUCUAAGUGCAGUGAAUUCUGCUUUUGAUCCUCUACAAGAAGCUGUGCAAGCAAAACUCCCUGCAGAAGAGAUCAACAGAUGUCAUGAGAUGCUGUUGGAAGAAGCCAAAGAUUUGCUGUCUGACUGGUUGGACACAAAAUUUGGCAGUCAGGUGACUGACAAUUCCAUAUUCUCAAAGCUCCCCAAAUUCUGGGAAGGGGAAUUUCAUAAAGAUAUGGAAGCACUCAAUGUUUUACCUCCAGAUGUUUUAACACGGGUUAGUGAAUAUGUGCCAGAAAUUGUGGAUUUUGUGAAAAAAAUUGUGGAUAAUGGUUAUGGGUAUGUCUCCAAUGGAUCUGUAUACUUUGAUACUGUGAAGUUUGAUUCCAGUGAAACACACUCCUAUGCUAAGUUGGUUCCUGAAGCUGUGGGUGAUCAAAAAGCUCUUCAAGAGGGUGAAGGUGACCUGAGCAUCUCAGCUGAUCGCUUAAGUGAGAAGCAUUCUCCAAAUGAUUUUGCUUUGUGGAAAUCCUCCAAGCCAGGAGAGCCCUCAUGGGACUCUCCAUGGGGAAAGGGACGUCCAGGUUGGCACAUUGAAUGUUCUGCAAUGGCUGGAUCCAUUCUAGGAGAGUCGAUGGAUAUUCAUGGAGGAGGGUUUGAUCUCCGAUUUCCCCACCAUGACAAUGAACUGGCGCAGUCUGAGGCAUACUUUGAAAACGAUCACUGGGUUCGGUAUUUUCUGCAUACUGGCCACUUAACAAUUGCUGGCUGUAAAAUGUCCAAAUCUUUGAAGAAUUUCAUUACCAUAAAAGAUGCACUGAAGAAACAUACAGCACGACAGUUACGAUUGGCUUUUCUCAUGCACUCUUGGAAGGAUACACUGGAUUAUUCAAAUAAUACCAUGGAAUCAGCUAUUCAGUAUGAGAAGUUUAUGAAUGAGUUCUUUUUAAAUGUGAAGGAUAUUCUUCGAGCUCCCAAUGAGGUGACAGGCCAGUUUCAGAAAUGGGAAAAUCAGGAAGCAGAGCUGAACAAAAAUUUUUACGACAAGAAGGCAGCAAUUCAUGAAGCACUGUGUGACAAUAUUGACACUCGCUCUGUCUUAGAAGAAAUGCGUUCAUUAGUCAGUCAGAGUAACUCCUAUAUUGCUGCAAAGAAAUCUUCCAGACAAAUGCCAAACAGACUUCUUUUAGAAAACAUCAGUUCCUAUCUCACUCAAAUGCUAAAGAUUUUUGGUGCCAUAGAAAGUGAUGACGCAAUUGGGUUUCCUGUUGGAGGGAAUAGUCAAAACAUAAAUAUUGAAUCUACAGUGAUGCCAUACCUACAAGUUCUUUCUGAAUUCAGGGAAGGAGUGCGACAAAUUGCCAGAGAGAAGAAAGUAACUGAAGUGCUGCAGUUGAGUGAUGCUCUUCGGGAUGACAUCCUUCCUGAACUUGGUGUUCGAUUUGAAGAUCAUGAAGGACUCCCAACUGUGGUUAAAUUAGUGGAUAAGGACACGUUAUUAAAAGAAAGAGAAGAAAAGAAAAAGAUUGAAGAAGAGAAAAAAAGGAAGAAAGAAGAAGCAGCCAGGAAAAAACAACAGCAGGAAGCAGCAAAGCUGGCAAAAAUGAAGAUUCCACCACAUGAAAUGUUUAAAUCAGAACAUGACAAAUAUUCCAUGUUUGAUGAAAACGGAUUUCCUACACAUGAUACAGAAGGCAAAGAACUCAGCAAAGGACAGAUUAAGAAGCUAAAGAAACUUUAUGAAACCCAGGAAAAGCUAUACAAGGAGUAUCUACAAAUGGUUCAGAAUGGAAGUAUAAAUUGAAAACAACUGGACUUUUUUUAGAAGGCGAGUGCUGGGUCACCAUUGAAGAAGCGAGCAUAUACUGAUGCUCACAUUUCUGUUUACACUUUCUAUUAUGUGCAAAGUAAAAAUCCUGUUUACGUGGAUUAAUAAUGUCAUCUGGAAAGUCAAUAAAAAUCCAUUCUUAAAAAAGCCAACCUGUAAGAACUUUCUUCACAACAACAGUAGCAGGUUGAAUGGUUGCCAGUUCUAUUUGGGAAGGUGCUGCUCAGUCAGCAAACCCACUUAAGGAUUCUUUUUAUUAUAGCUGUCCAGGCUUUGGUCAAUUUGCCCUGCAUGCUGAUCUCUAUCUAAGACCCACUGUAGCUUGCAUUCUGGAUUAUAUCACAGUCAGAAAAAUCUACUACUGAAUGGGAGCCGAGUAAUUUGUCCCACAGUAAGAAUGGUAUUUUCCAGAUGACUUUAGUAUCUUUACAUAAGCAGGAAAAGUGGGUAGUUCCACUAUGAUACUUACUCUAGCUGCUGUUAUUAAAAACUCUCAUAAGUAUACCCAGAACACUUUGCAUAGUAGAAGCUAACAGUCCCUUUAUUGCAAAAGGGAACUGAUCAUCAUCUUUGCUCAACCUGCAGUUGCAUCAAGUGGGUAAGUACAAGGCAAAUGCAUCUGCAUUGAACAAACAGGUGGGUGCUGCAUUCUUGGAGCUGUCCCUCCAAGGAAACAGGAGUGCUGCCAAAGUACCUAAUUACCUGUUCAGAGCCAUGAGGAAUUAACACAGGGUUUCUAACUGAGAUACAGUUUGUGGAUUGGUUUGCAAUUAGGAAAUACAGCUAUACAUUGCUCAUUAUUCAAGACUGAUGUUUUUGUCAUGAUAAUUUAACCCUGAGUUAAUAAUCUUUCUGAUGUAGUUCAGUCGCACUGUGUCUGCAAGGACAGUUCUAUGUUGCCUAAUAAUGCAUUUAACUGGCAAUAGCUACUAAACGAACUAAAGUUCAUGAAAUCCUAAAAAUAUCUCACCUACUUUACAACUGCAUGUAACAGCUAAGUGCCCAAUAUGCAGAUUUAUAUUCAUCAAGUAUUCUUAAACCUCAAAGUGACUUGCAGAAGGUCAUACUGUGACACCUCUGUUCUCUCAACUCUUAGGUUCAUGCCAUAACCAUUAGGCUAUGUUCCUCUCCUUAAUUAAAACAUCUUUGCUUUAUUUUUAUAUUUUUAUAUUUAUAUUCCUCCUUGUAAGGAAUUAACAUAUUUGCAGUAACAGAAAGGUCUUGUAGGGUUUUUUUCCUAGUUUGUCUGUAUUUGCCUUUGAAAACAUACUGAAUGUUAAGGUCAGUAAAGCACACGCAUCUUGUAUGCAGAAAAUAAAAUCUGUUGUAAAGUACAAGUUUUAUGUGACCUUUGUAUAGUGGGAAUAAUGUAGAGCCAUCUUUUUGAAAUGUGGUUUACAGAGCUUUUACUUUAGCUUACUAUUACUUUAGCUUACUCUUACUAAUUUAAUCCAUGUUGCAUUCAGUAUUUGAUUAUUCUGCUAAUUUCUAAUGAAUUGUACAAAUGCAUGCGUAAACUGCACAGUGGUACUUCGGCCAGCCAGCCACAGCCAUGAGGGCAACUUCUCCAUCCCCUGGUCUGUGAACAGAAGAGGAUCGGUUGUGUUUUUAUACUAUUCUAGAUUCUAACCCCCUUCAGCGUUAUCAGCUCAUCGUUUUCUUCCCAGCAUGCUCCCCCAAGAUGCAUGUGCACUCAGGAUAUCCAUGAAGGAAUGGGAUGUGCCUAAGCUGCUCCUGAAGCUGCUACGUAUGUCAAAUAGUGAUAGUAAUUUGCUUACAGAAUUUCUUUUUUGUUAAUCUGAGUUAGCACUUGCUUAAAGCUAGGUAGUAUAUAACUAUGGAGAAGACGCUGUUAAUCCAUUGCUCUCCUGGGUUGUUAGUUAUGACAUCUCCAUGAUAAUACCCUAGCUUUUGCCCCCACAGCCUGUUUUUUUCCCUCAUCCAAUUCCACGAUUUUAAAGAUUCUAAGGAUUUGAAAAAAAAAAAUCAAAAAUGGCCUUUUCCCUUCCCAAAUGCUUCAUUUUGUUUCUGGGACAACUCUCCUGUCUUCCCAUCUUCUUGUAUGCUUCCGACAUGCACACACUGCUUCCUACCUCAGUAUUUUUUUUAAAUUCAAAGUUAGUCAUGUCAGAUAAGGGUCUCUGCUGUAUUUACUGCCCCAUUAAGGUCUUAGUCUACCUUCAAAAUUAUUUAGCUCAUGCUUCCCAUUUCUGUGUUUUGUCUGUCAAUUUGAUUGUUUUAAACAGAUUUGAAAGAAUACUUAUCCAAAACAUCAGUGCUGCUAAAGUCAUCUUUGUUUUUUGUUGCAGCAUAACAGGAUUCCUGUCUUUGAAUUCUCUCUGAACACCAUCAAAAGUCUCUUAAAAUCAAUGGGAUUCUUUUCAUAGACAUCAUGAAGAUCGGAGCCUUUGAAAUCCUCUCCCCUUGAGGAUCACCUUGUGUCUUGGGUGAUCACUGUUCUUUCACACAGCUACUCUCUCUCCCCUGUUUUUUAUAGUGCUUUGCUAGAGUUCAUGCAUUUUUGAAGUUGCCUUCUUCAAGCAAGCUUGUCAUUUGACUCCUCCAGCAAUAAAACACUCUAAACCUUCCCAUACUUGAA